Rosa rugosa (rugosa rose) is the source of this 1578-nucleotide messenger RNA. RefSeq lists its product as uncharacterized. The transcript is spliced from 3 exons. Lineage: Eukaryota; Viridiplantae; Streptophyta; Magnoliopsida; Rosales; Rosaceae. The record is from RefSeq and is a predicted model, not a curated record. Gene Ontology annotation, cellular component: mitochondrial matrix. The coding region runs from base 379 to 1152 and encodes 257 amino acids.
CGGACGACGUCAUCACCAAGGAGAACGCGAAGGGGAUCGGAAUCUUAACGAUGCGCGGUGAGCUCGCCUGAAACCAUGGAAGCCCAUCGAGAUCGACUUCGAAGCCUUCAUCGACGAGUCCAGCCGCUUCUGAACGGCUCACCAUAGAGGCCUGGUUCCAUCCGGCACGAGCAGCUCCGCCAUCGCUGCCUUCUCGAGGCCAGAGGAGGGACGUCUUUCUGUAUCUGAAAAAGAAGAAAUAUAAAAUUUAACUUCUAAAUUCUGUUGGGCUUGUUUAUAACCGGCCAUAGGUCCAAUAACAAUGACUUGAAACCUCUGUAAAACCCCAAGCAAAGCUCAAGCCUCAAAGUCUGAAACGCAGCUACUCCUAAAACCCUAAUGGCCUUGUUCUCGUCGAUGCUUCGCAGGCCAUCCUACUCCUUAUUCUCCUUCGCGCUCCGCACCGUUGGUUCUACAACAACCUUUCACAGCCGAUUCUCCACGGUCCCCGAGUUCGGCAGUGAGAUCACCCGAGAAUGCUCUGUUCCAUUUCGGCAUUUCUCCGCCGCUACCGCCACCGCCACGAAACCGGCCGCCGACGAAAGGGUGGUCGGAGCUCUCGAGUCUGAGAUCAAGGUCGCCGAAGAGGACAUACAAAAUUAUCAGGUGGGUGAGGUUGCAGAUGGGUUUCCUUUUGAAAUAGUAGACAAUGCUGGAGAGCAGACCAUAAUGCUCAGAAGAGAAUUCGAUGGAGAAAUCAUCAAAGUGGCGGUCGAUAUUCCUAAUGUUUCUUCCACCGAGGACAAUGAUGAUGAGGAGGAGAAGGAGAAGGAGGAGGAGAAUGAAGACACUGGGAUUCCAAUGGUUGUGAGUAUUUCGAAAGGAAAUGGGCAGGAGCUGGAGUUUGGGCUCACUGCCUUUUCUGAUGAGAUUUGCGUCGAUAGCUUGUCGAUGAGGCAGCCAGAGGAUUCUGAAGGAUCGAAACGGAUUGCAUAUGAAGGGCCUAAUUUUAGUGAUUUGGAUGAGAGCUUCCAGAAGGCCUUGCAGAAAUAUCUGGAGGUUCGAGGGAUCAAGUCGAGCACAACUAAGUUCUUGCAGGAAUAUAUGAGGAACAAAGACUUCAGAGAGUACUUGAUGUGGUUGAAGAACCUAAAAGGUUUUAUUGAGCAGUGAUUGUUGCUUUCACGUGUUGGAUAGAGGGUAGUAGGAUUGCAAAUCAGUUCAGAAGGAUGAACAAGAUAGGAAUAGUAGAUUGCAAUCAAUGAACCAGUGUCGAGACAGUUUUGAUCAUGUGAGUCCCUUGUACGCUUUAAAAAACAGGGGACAUAUUGAUAACUUGGAAAUGGUUUCUAUUAAUGGAUGGUGUUUCCCCCCUUUUAAGACUCAAAUAAUAAUUAGUUUUCCCUGAUAAGUUUGAUUCGAAAGUUUCCCGGCGUCAUCGGGAGGAGCAACUACCGAUCAAUUUUUAGGUAUGGUGAAUUCUUGGGCAGUUGCCUGCUAGAAUUCAAUUGAGUUAUGUUGUAUAUGUUGGCCAUAGAAAGAUAUAUGAAAGAAUGGGCCGCAUCUCAUGCAAUCAAUGCUCGGCUAAUUUUAUCCUUC